AUUAAAAGAAAAGAAUAUGGCUUUGGCUAAAGAACUUGCAACAUUAAAAUUAGCGACUGAUUUGGACAUUGAUGAAGAGGAGGUUUUGAAGCUUGCCACUUUUGGUAAUGGGGCCAACAGUAAAGACACAAUAGAUACAUUGAAAAUAUCUUUGGUCAUGCAGAACAGGAGUUAUAAAGAAUUGAUGGCCAAGUGCAAUGUUCUUAGAAGAGGUGAGGCCCGUUAUAGCAAAAAACUUGAUAAGGCUAAAGAGAAGAUCGCUAAACUGAAGGCAAGGGUACAAGAACUGGAGACAUUAGCUGAAGCAAAAGAGAAUGAAUAUUUGAUGUCUCUGAAACUUUCAAAAAGCACAAAGAGUUCAAAGAAUCAUGAGAGUAACUUCAACUCUGAUUCUGAUGCAUUGAUAGCUUGUAAAUUUUCAUUGAAAGAACACAAUAAACAAAUCUCAACACCCAAAUCUGGAAUAAACCUGGUUGCAAAUGACAACAAUAGAGAACUCCAGUGCUAUACUACAAAUAAGGUUGUGCAUAUUACUCAUAGAACUCCUGAUAAAAGGAGAGACUACAUCACAAUUGAUGAAGAUGAUUUAGAAGGCACUAAUGCUUUGCAAGGAUGUUCACAACAAAACUACAAAAAUCGAGAUAGGGAUAAUAUUGCUUUUAGCAAGCCUUCUCUAGCGAAGCUAGGGACCAUGUCUACCACAAAGACUAAAACAUUAUUGCAAGGAAAAUGUACUUUGGCCGAGUCUCCCAGAGUUGAUAUUGACAUUGACAUUUCUAACAUUCCAGCUGGUCCUAUGGAUGAAGAUGUAACUUUACAAACCACCAUUAAACAACCUGUGGUGAACAUUAGAAAGGAAUCACCAUUUACAAUUUCAAAUUCAGCUGUUGGGGCUGAUGGUAGAGGUGGCAGAAUAAAAGUUCUAAGGACUCCUACCCAAAUCCUCUCAGAGAGUUUUAAGGGAGUGAGUUGUGACCUUACCAAUUUCUCUGUAGUAGGGAUAUCUUUAUCUGGGUUCUCACUCUCUUCUUCUGACCUUUUGCCUCUUGUUUGCAAAAUUGAAACUUUGGAGCAUCUUGAUGUCUCCAACAACCAUCUGUACUCAAUCCCUGAUGGAUUCAUCACUGAGUGUGGAAAGAUUAAGGGGUUGAAGCUGUUGAAUUUCAGUACUAACAACUUAGGAGGUGUUUUACCUACUUUUCAUGGUUUUGAAGCAUUGGAAUCCCUGGAUAUGUCUUUCAAUAUGUUGAGAGGAAAUAUUGUAUUCGAGUUAGAUGGGUUGGUUAGCCUCAAAAGUUUGAAUCUUACUUUCAAUAAAUUCACUGGGUCUCUUCCAACCAAUUUGGGAAAGUCCAUGGUUUUAGAGAAUCUUCUGCUUUCUAACAAUCGCUUUGAUGGCGAAAUCCCUGAUGAAUUAUUGAGUUAUGAAAAUUUGACUUGGAUUGAUCUUAAGGCCAAUAAUCUUUCACGGUCUAUUCCUAUCAAUAUUGGGAAGCUUUCUAAAUUGGAAACCUUGAUCCUUUCCGCUAAUAACCUCAUUGGUGAAAUUCCAACUUCCCUAACGAGCAUCACCAAACUUUCAAGAUUUGUAGCAAAUUAUAACAAUUUCACAGGUACUAUACCACCAGGAAUUACAAAAUAUCUCACCAGUUUGGAUCUUAGUUUUAAUAAUCUGUAUGGAACUAUUCCGGGAGAUCUUUUGUCUCCACCACAGUUGCAGGUUGUAGAUUUGUCCAAUAAUAUGCUAAACGGAUCAUUACCUUCGAAAUUUUCUUCAAAGUUGUUCAGGUUGAGGUUGGGGAGCAAUCAACUGAAUGGAAACAUUCCUUCAGAUGCUUUUGUAGAAGGUCAUAAUUUGACAUACUUGGAGCUGGAUAACAAUAGCUUUACGGGAUCAAUACCAGCUGAGUUGGGUUCUUGCAGGAAUUUGGCAUUGUUGAAUUUAGCUCAGAACCAGUUGAGUGGUGUAUUGCCACAACAACUUGGUAAUCUUGAGAAUCUUCAAGUCUUGAAGCUUCAAUUAAACAAGCUUAAUAGUACAAUACCAACUCAAAUUGGCCAACUUCAUACGCUGUCAACCCUGAACUUGAGCAGGAAUUCUCUGGGUGGAUCAAUUCCAUCUGAGAUUACAAGUUUAAAUGCUCUUAACUUCUUGUACUUGCAUAGCAACAAUCUUAGUGGUUCCAUACCGACAACCAUUGACAACUUGAGUGUUCUUUUCGAACUCCAACUUGGGGAAAACCACCUAAGAGGUGUGAUUCCAAAAAUGCCAUUGAGUCUUCAGGUUUCACUGAAUCUUAGUAGCAACCUCUUUAGUGGCUCUAUUCCUAGCAGUUUUGGUAGGUUGAAUAGCCUGGAAGUCUUGGAUCUCUCAAAUAACCACUUUUCUGGUCAAAUUCCCGAUGAUCUGACUAAAAUGAUAUCUUUGACACAGUUGUUACUUUCUAACAAUCCUCUGGCCGGUGAAAUCCCAAAAUUCGCUCAAACAAAUUAA
Molecule: messenger RNA, 2494 nt
Organism: Sphenostylis stenocarpa
Lineage: Eukaryota; Viridiplantae; Streptophyta; Magnoliopsida; Fabales; Fabaceae
Source: the annotation of a GenBank genome assembly